Molecule: messenger RNA, 1415 nt
Organism: Cloeon dipterum
Lineage: Eukaryota; Metazoa; Arthropoda; Insecta; Ephemeroptera; Baetidae
Gene: Smyd5
Product: SET and MYND domain containing, class 5
Exons: 10
Coding region: 212-1381 (389 amino acids)
Biological process (GO): negative regulation of gene expression, epigenetic
Molecular function (GO): histone H4K20 methyltransferase activity; protein binding
Source: RefSeq, a predicted model, not a curated record
GACAACGUCAACGCCCACUGCCCACCCUUGUCGAGCACGUUUUUGCCGGGUCUCGCCUGUACUCUAGAGUUUUUGGACUUUGCCACAGGUUUAAAAUUUUUUAAUCUGAAUCGACGUCAAACUUCCUAGUUCUUUUCUUUAUCCUAUAUUGAAAUGUUCAACCGCGGAAACGUUCAGUUUUAGGGAAGAUCUGGGGUACUGAGAGACCAAAAUGGAAGUUGUCGAUGAGAGUGGGUUCCAAGUUGUUACCUUUCCUGGACAAAAGGGAAAAGGCCUUGUUGCAACUGCUGACUUUUUAGAAGGCAGCACGAUUUUCGAGGAGGACCCGAUUGUUUGCUGCCAGUUUCCUUGGAAUGCAACUUGCAAGUACAGAGCUUGUGAUUACUGUAUGAGGGCUUUGGAAACUGCUGAAGAGAAUAUCCGAAGACUUUUGAAUAAUCCCGACAUCAUAAUUCCCAAUCAUGAAUGCUGCACCACGGACAAGAGCUCCCAUACAGAGUGCGACUUGUGCGGGACAGAGUACUGCAGCCAAGAGUGCCUCCAGAGAGCUAUGGCCGAGUAUCAUCAAGUGUUGUGCAUGAGGACCAAAUCUCGUGAUGGUUCACACCCAAUCGAGAUUAUCAAUGAAACCUGGAAGAAUUUCUACUAUCCACCAGAAUCAGGAAGUAUUAUGAUAUUUGCAAAAAUAUUCGCCCUGAUCAAUCAGGCUGCUGACAAAUCUAAAAUUCUUCAUAAAUUCAGCCAGUUUUGUCAAUUCACCUCCAAUGAAGAUGAAGAAAUCACACACAAAUUACUUGGCGACAAUUUCCGCCACCACAUCGACGUGCUUCGUGAGAUGUUUGUGUCAGCUUUUGGAAUUCCUGAAUGUCAGCACUGGAUGACUCCAGAGGGAUUUUCGUCUUUAAUUGCUUUGGUGGGCACAAAUGGCCAGGGCGUCGGAUCCAGUGCCCUUGCUGAGUGGGCAAAGAGAGCUGGCGAUCUGGAUCUGCCUCGCGCUGAGAAAGAACAACUUGAAGAAUUCAUCGACAACCUGUACAGCAAUCUGGAUGAUGAAUCCGGUGGUUUCCUGAACUGUGAAGGCUCUGCUCUGUACGAGCUGCAGAGCAAGAUCAACCACAGCUGCGACCCCAAUGCUGAGGUGUGCUUCCUCAACGGGAAUUCCAGAAUCACUGUGAGAGCAUUGAAAGAAAUUCAUCAGGGGGAUGAGAUUACCAUCAGCUACCUGUCGAUGUGUGACGUUGACAGAAGCAGGCACAGCAGACAAAAGGAGCUGAGAGCAAACUACUUAUUCCAAUGUCAAUGCACCAAGUGCCAAACUCAAGCUGAAGACCCUGAUGUGACCAGUGAUGAAGAGUUCUCGAGUGGAGAUGAUGAUAACUGAUGUGAGCUACAAAUAAAAAUCUUUUAUCUUUGAA